AUGACAAAUCGUUUCCAGCCAACCACUAACGUUUCGUACAACUGCGUUGAUCGCCAUAUGUCUCAACCGGAUUUCAAGCAUGAAACAGCGCUGCUGUGGACGGCAAUUUUCUGGGACGAUGGUGUUCACGACUAUGCCGACUUGUCAUGGGAUGUGGUCGAGGUUCUGACGAACAAAAUAGCCAACAAUCCCGUGACAACAACGACGUCACAAUUGACGGAGCUUAUCAAAGAAACCUGUCCGAAGCUGAUCGUCACUGUGGACGCAUUUUGGCAAGGACAUGAUCUGAUCGAAACUAAACAGCGUUUGGACGAGGCUGUCAGCAAGGCACAGAUAACGUCGAUCAAGCGAAUAUUGGUCAUUCGUCACACGGCACCGAAUAAAGGCGUUCCACCCCCGGACGAGGUGUAUCCCGGUAAACGGCCCUGCUAUAAAAUAUCGGUAUCUCUUAUGAGUUUCGAGCUGAAUGACGAAAUCGAUGUCGAAUGGAGGAAGGAGAUCAUCAAAGCGAAUACUGAGUGCGACCCCGUGAACCCAGUCUUGAGUUUACGCACCGUAAGCACGAAACAAUUAUUGAUAGCUGCGCAAGAACUUGGAUCGCUGGUGACAACCGACUGUCUGUCGCUACCUCAUCCUCAGACAUCACUCGGAUUGGUCGGCUGUGUAGCAAGUAUGGCUGUCUGGGAAGACUCUUUCAACGUACCCUGCAAUUUUACUUAUAAGAAAACUUCCUCAACCAUAGAACACCGUUCCCUUCCCAUCCUCUCCUCUCCUGAGUUUGAAGAGUUUCCAACACACUUCAAGGAAUAG
Ostertagia ostertagi is the source of this 810-nucleotide messenger RNA. NCBI's taxonomy places the organism in Eukaryota, Metazoa, Nematoda, Chromadorea, Rhabditida, Trichostrongylidae. The record is from the annotation of a GenBank genome assembly.